Lagopus muta (rock ptarmigan) is the source of this 7258-nucleotide messenger RNA. RefSeq lists its product as uncharacterized. Gene Ontology annotation, biological process: cell-cell adhesion; cell migration. The record is from RefSeq and is a predicted model, not a curated record. Gene Ontology annotation, cellular component: catenin complex; adherens junction. The coding region runs from base 1931 to 5575 and encodes 1214 amino acids. Gene Ontology annotation, molecular function: beta-catenin binding; actin filament binding. The transcript has 6 exons. NCBI's taxonomy places the organism in Eukaryota, Metazoa, Chordata, Aves, Galliformes, Phasianidae.
GCGCGGGGUGCAGCCGGGCCACGAUGCCCGCCCUAAAGACGAGGGAGAAGCGGGUUGUAGGGUUUUCCCCGCAGGGCCAAAGCCCCGGCUCCCAGCAGAAGGGUCUCCCUGCAACUGCCUUCCAUCAGUGAAUGAGUACAGGGAAGGCCAGAAGAGGCAGUGAGCUUGCCCGUUUUCUGUCUCCUUCCUCAAAGUAGAGAUGAAUUUCUCCUUCUUGGCAAAGCAGCUUGGCACACCAGCAUCCUCGUGGUGUGCUGGAUGCCAGCACCAUCACUGCAGUGCUUGUCCAAGAUGCGCUGGGCCACAAGCAAACACAGCAACACAGGCUUACAAUCCAGGUGAUGCAGUGGGGGUGAGAGCUGCCGGGGGGGCUCACCCAUUGCCAAAAGGCCCAGGAGCCAUAGCUGCUGCUUCCAAAGCCCCAAGGGGAACCAGGCUGUGUGCCUCCAGACUGCAGCUCCUGGUGUGCCCAGCUUCAGGUGUCACAUCACACUGUCACUGCUGCUCCACGGGGACACACGGAUUACACGGCCUCCUCCCCAAAGCACAGGCCUGCAUGCUGCUAAAGGUGAUGACUUCACAGUGGAUCUGCAAGGCCAGAAAAUCACGCUUUCAGCUCCCCAGCUAAAAGCACACCCCUUUUUGACCAGCAGCUCCAAAACCUGCCCUUCAGACCUGUGUUUUUGCAAAGCAUCCGCAGCGGGAAUUAAUUAAUCAAUCAAUAAUUAAUUUGCCCACGUGGCUUUGGAUCGCACAGAGCUCUCUGCAGGUGCAGAAUUCAAUGCCAGGGAGGGGAAGGGGCCAGGCCAGGCGAUCGCUGUGCCGCCCGGGCUCACAUAACACCAGCUGCAAUGGGAGCUGCUAAGAGCUGAGCUGUCAGCCCUGCAGCGCCUCGGGUGCCAGGGGGAUGCACACACACACGGGCUCCACUUACAGAGGGGCUGGGAUGCUCUGGGUUACUCACGGCCUGAGCAGCACAACGCCUUCCCUCCUGCAGGUUGGUGCUGCACUCAAUGCUCCAAUGGCCUUCGAGUUUCCUCCAGUCCAAGCUUGCUGCUGAAAACUGAUCACUAUCACACACUGCGAAGGAUCCCAAACCAUCCCAGGUUUUAUUUUAUUUUUUUUUCCGGGCAGGACACAAUGGAGCCUUUUUAUCUCUAUGAUCUUGGAAUACAGAUAGAAAACAAAGCUAUCCAGAGGAUCCUUUGCCCCAUGGCCGCAGAGCUCUGUCAUCUAAUGCUUGCCCUGGAACAGGAAGACAGAAUGUGUCAGACCUUACCCAACAUAGAGGAGAAUGCAGAAAAAUUAGCCAAGGCCACUGAUGAACUCGCUUCUGCCGCAAGAAGGUAACUUUGCUGGGUGGUGGGUGGUACAGAUGGCAUGGGGAUGAGUUGAGCCCCGUGGCUUUUCUUCCAGAUUGGCCCAGCAGUCCAGCGACAAGGCGUACCAGGAGGAGACACAUCUCACAGCCGAGUCCCUUGUGCUGGCAGGGAGGCACGUGUUGCAGGCAGCCCGCCAGCUGCAGGGACAGCCGUUCAGCCCUAGCCACAGGGAGGUGCUGGCUGCAGCAGCAAAGGGCAUCCUAACUGAGACUGCCAAGAUCCUUCAGAUCGAAGGUGCUGCCGGGGCAAGGAGGAUAACGCAGGCUGCCAGCUGGCUGUUGGAGUGCCUGGGCACACUGCGGGAUACAGGGGACGUGCCAGGGCUGCUGGCUGCUUUCCAGGACUUUUCCAAGGCUUUGCUUCUGCUGAGCAACCUGACAGCACAGCACCUCGAGGAACUCCGAGAUUCUCCUCGACGGACCAGCUUGGCCCAGACUUUGCAGCUCCUUCACAAGUGCGUUCCUUUGCUCCACGAAUCCAAGCACAGCCACCUUAAAUGCUCCUGGGCUCAACAAGUCAACCUCUCCAAAAACGAUGCUUUCCAGCUGAUGGAGAGGACCAUCCAAGAGCUUGUUUCCUUGCUUGUUAACAGCACAGGCAGCAAGGAGCUUCAGGACGGACACGGGACCUUCUCCCAUCAUGUGCAGAGGCUGCUGGCUCUCCUCAACCACUCAGACCCAGUGCACUUCUCUGACAGCAAGUUCAGCACUCACGUGGAAGCAAUAGUUUUCUACUGCAUGCUUCUAGCAGAGAUGUGCAGGGCAGAUCUGAAGCAGGAUCUGGUAAAACGUUGCUAUGUUCUCCUACGGCUCAGAAAAAGCAUCUGCUGCCACAUAAAUCAGCAGGAAGGAUGGACAAGGCCAAGCUGGGGAGAAAGCAGCCUGCAGGAGAAAUGUCACACCAUGGGAAAGGAGGUGGAGGACCUUGACAAGGCUGUGCUCAAAGCCACUCUGCACCAAAUCCUCAACACCUUCUCCGAGGCCAAGGAGCCCUUGAGGCAGUUAGUAGAGGAAGCUCUUACCCUUGCAGGUACAGGGUGUUUUCCAGCAGGGCAGGGAGGAUUACUGAAGAAGCUUCAGCCCCUCACUGCCACCUUUUUCGCACACGCCCAGCAGAUGCUCAGAGUGACAGACUUUGUCCUGGCCAGGUGCACCAAAACCCAAACUGCUAGAGAAAUCCAUGACUGUUUAGAGUACUUAAAGAGCCUCCUUGCCAGUAUCCCUCCAGCACUCACAGAAAUGAGCAGAAAUCCAUCCCACACGAGCACUGCUCAGCACCUGCAAUCCUUGUACCAUGCGUGGGCUGGGACAACAGAAAGCCUCUUGCAGUGUUUUGAAGAGACAGUCAGCAUGCAUGAAUUCCUGAAGCUGUCCAUCCAGGAAAUGGCCGAGCACAAGGAAUGGUGUGACAAGGCCCUGCAAAGUCAGGACCCCGAAAGGCUCUCUAGCCAUGCUACCAGCCUCACCAGUUGGGCUCGGUGGGUUGCUGGAGCUGCUGCCAGGUAUGUGGAUAGAGCAACAGACCCCAUUUUCAGGAACGGCUUGCUGGUUUGGAUUGAGCAGCUGGCCACGUCCAUUCUUGAGCUGAAAGCAGCCACGGCCCUUUGCACAGAGAGAUGCUCCUGUCUCCAAACUAGGGAUGCCUUUUCAAGGACGGCGAGCUGCCUGAUGGAUACUGCUCACUGCAUUCAGGAUGGGCUGGAUGGGUCCAACCACCCAGAUAUCCUCAGCCCUCUCCGGGAACAAAUACGGAGAGCUGACGUUGCGAAGGAGCUUGAACUCAGCUCAUCCUGUGCUGGGUUAAGAAACAUUAUCGGACAAGCUAAAUUGCAAGGAGAUGUCUUCAGUCAUCCAUCUCCACAAGCAGGUAACUCACACCCAGAUGUUGUUCCAAGGAAAGGAGAAAUGCACCCUGUUGUUACAGCACUCCUUGCAGCUACCAGAGCCCAUGAUACAGCAGCUGUGAACGCUGCCUGCUCCGCCUUGCUCCAAGUCUCUAACUGCUGUAUCAAUGCAGCAAAGGAAGCACUGCCUGUUGCUGCCUCUCCCCACAUGGAGACACUGGGGCAGUACCAGAAGAUUAUUUUACUGACACCGUGUGUUAUUAGCUUGGCCAGGGAAGCAGCCCCAGGGCAGCUCCAGCAUCAAGGCAGACUUCUCCAAACUGCACUUUCCCUCUCAGAAACCAUCUGUGAGACCAAAGAGUGCCUGGCAGCCAUGGCAGGCUCUUGGUACAGUCUGUCUCAACAAGUGCUUGGUUUUAUCUUGGCUGCUGACUUUACGAGCAGCAAACAGGCUUUGGACGAGACUAUGAUGGGUUUAGCAGGAGCGGUUCAGAUAGCAGAGGACAUUGCAAGCAUGGCCUGUGAUAAGCAGAAUCCCAUUUGUCCUGAGGACUGGGAAAACUUUCUACAGGUCCAAGCCAAAUUUUCACAUGCUCAGAUGAACACCAAAGUGUUACUUGAGAAAGCAAUGUCCUUCAAGGGCCCCUGCAAGUUGGGAGAGGCCAGCCUGGAGCUGCGCUGUGUCCACUGGGCUAUCAGCAUGCAUGUGCUCCUGGGUGCUGUGGAUCAGCUCAUAGGCAGAGACAUCCUGUUCCUGAGGGAGCUAACAAGUGCCAUGGACAACAGGCUUUGUUCUCAGAGCCUCUUGGCUGCUGUGUCUGAGAUCUCCCUGAGGCUGCAGGAAGCUGCCCGGCUCUCUUACUUCACUUGCCCUGAAGACUGCGGCCGCAGUGAAAUCCUCACCCUCAGGGAAGAGAUAAAGGUGCUAACGGAAGCUCUGCUGGAUGCCUCCAAUACCCUGUUGGUCUCUCCUCUGCCUUCUGCCAGCCUGUACAUUCGCUUUGAGCUCCUGCAGAGAGACUUGGCCCUCAGGGCCAAAGCAUUACUGCUCCACCUGGAGAAGGCCAACACCAAACACCUACAAGUCAUCCGAGAUGUGGUAGGACCAGCCUUGUCUUUCUUCCCCGAAGAGUGCAGGGAGGUGAGCCAAAAAGCUUUUAAAGAGAAAGCGGGUCAGCUAUUGGCCAACAUUCAGUGGGUCAAAGCCACCCUCCAACGUGUCCUGGAGACAACCGCUCAACUGCAGUCACGGGCAGACCUGCUCUCUGUUGCAGACCACCUCCUGGUCCUCACAGCUGAUGCAGUGGACAGUGCCAGCCAGCUCUUCCAAAGCCACCAGGACAAAAGGCACCUCCACCUAGACAGCAUUGUCUGGUACUGGUCAGCUAAAGCACACUACCUCACCACGCAGCUUCAGGCCGUCCGUGGCAUCAAUGGACACAUCCUGGAACUCAUGAGACAGCACCUGCAAAACGUGGGGGACCAGUGCUCUCCAAAAGAGUGCAGCAGCACAGCCCAGCUCUCCCCAGCCCGAGAGCUCGAGGCUCUGAGGCCCACCAAAUCAGCAGAAACUGGCCUGAGCAGGAGUGGGCAAACAAGCAGAGCUGUCAGAGAGGCACACGAAAUGCAAGGGAACAGUCCUCUCAGUACCUUCUUUGGAAGCAGCCCUGGGAAGCAAGAGAGAGAAGACAGUGAGAGAAUGCAGGGAGAUGCCAGCAGGAUGUCCCAGAUGACCAAGGACAUGGCAGUAAGGAUGCUUCACAUGACUCAGUUCCUGAGGAAGAAGGGCCCCAUCACGAGCAAGGAGCAGCUUGUUGCCUGUGCUAGGCAAAUAGCUUCUGAUGGGCAGGCAUUUGUUACAUUUGGCCGCGUCGUUGCAAAGAUGUGCCUGGACAAGAGAUGUUGUGCAGAGCUGCUGUGUGCCGCAGAGCAGACCCACACCAUCAGCAGCCAGCUCGCCAUCGUGGCCAGGGUAAAAGCAGUCACUGCUGAGAGCAAGUCCUCUUCUGAGCUGCUCGUGAGCAACGCGCAGAACCUAAUUCAAGCAGUUUUACAUGUUCUGAAGGCAACCGAGGCAGCGUGCAUCAAAGGCUUGCGACAGCCUGCUCCUGACUCUGAAGAAGCAGCAGCAGCUGCUUUUUGCACCGAGUGGAGGACAAACCUGUUGUGGCACAGAGCCGAGCAACGCUUGAACUCAGACAGGGAUGAAUUGGGCCUCCGCAAGACUCAGGCGAGGGCUGAGCCCACGCUCACAGCCAUGGUGCAAGGACGGUCACCUCCGAGCGGCAGCACCCCCAGGUGUCCCAAAUCAAUUGAAGGACUAUAUCCAACUAUGGGCAGCCACCUCUAGCAACAGGAAGGCAUUGCUCUGCUGCUGCUGAGCUGCCCAACCUUGCAGAUGUGAGACAGCUGGGGCUCUGCUGCAGCGAGGCUUCUGAAAUGCUGAUGAAUGGAAGACGCCGUUUCGUGAGGUCCCUUCACUGCAUCAAGAAGUGCCAGUUUUUGUGCUCUCCAGAUGCAAGCAGGAGGAUGCAGGAACACGCUUGUAGCAGCAGCAGCAGCAAACGUGGCUGGUAGGAUCAGAGUGUUGCUCAUCUGUACCAGAAAGCCUCAGAGCUGGGAGGUCUUCCUCAGGGCCCUAUCACACUCCUCUUCAUCCAGCAGUAUUGCACGAUGCUAACAGACACCAGCCCACCAAGGGGAGCUGCAGGACAUUCUCAGCAACCAUCACCUUUUCUUCGACAGUAACACGACCCACAGUGCUACAAAACCCUGAGCAAAGAACUGAAUGAGGACGACUAAGGAACGUGGCCGCUGACUUCUGAAAUGCAAAGGAGGCCGUUAAACGUUCUGCACUUUGCAAUAAUAAAUUCACUUUUAUCGUGAAGGAUUCACAUUCUUUCCCUUGCAGCAGAAAAAUAUUUAAGCAGGCUACAUUUGGAAGCUAGAAACCUCGUUAAUAGUCUUCUUAUCAUGGGGCAGCAACAGCAGGUGCUGAUCUAGGAAUGCUCGUCUUCCUGAAUUGCAGAGAUCAUUUUUCACUAGUCCAGGGCCACAGGAGCAUUUUGUCACAUCACCAUCACAGUAAAACAUUCAGUGCUGAUGCUCACCCACCUUGCAACUCUAAUGGCAUCUGGGACAUCCAGGACCCCCAGUACUGGCUGCUCCUGUUGCUGCUCUUCACAGCCUCAGAAAUGAGUUGAAAGCGUCCGAGGGAAACGCCGCUCUGUGCUGGAGGAAGAGAUGGAAGCAAGUGCUUUCCCUGCAAAAGACACAAUCAUUUCUCACAGCACGUCUGAGCUCAGUGUGGCAGGACUGUCCUGGCCCCAACACCUUCCUGCCCCUCUGCUGGGCUCAGACACCCCCCACACCUUCCCUUGGCUUACAGGGUAGGUCAGUACUUGCACGGUAGCAAUGAAUCCUCUCCACGUUUCAAGAGGGAGCAGUAGCAGCAGGCACACCAGAGCCUCGAGCUCAAGGAAGAAAUCUGCAACAAACAAAACAAGCACGGGCAGAGGAGAGGAAGCAGCCCACGGACACUUGCACUGCAGCUGGGGAUGCCCUCGCAGAGCUGCUGGCCAGGCCCAGAUGAAUCGUGGAUGGAUGGAAGGAGAAAGGUUUCACAUGGAGACAGUAAGUUGCAAGGAGAAGCCAGCCCCCCUCAGAUUACAUGUUCUCCUUACCUUGUCCUCCUUCUCACCCCAAAGAAGCCUCACAUGACAUUAAAGGCACCAACACAGCAGUCCAUCUCCUGGGUUUGAAACCAGCAUUCCGGGUCCCCUUACCAAAACACAACCCAUUUUCAUCUGCAACUCCCAAAGGGAUCCACACCCGGACCGACAGCAAACCACCUGAGAUCCUCCAACUAUCUCAACUGCAAGGCACAACAUUUUGCCCCCGCUAUCAACACGUUUCCUUCGACCCUCAUUUUCCCAAACGCUGAAACCAAGUCAGAGUUCAAUUUGAUGACGGUAUCUUCACUGCUCUCAAACCACCACUGCCUUCAACAACACCGAAUGUGCAGCACCAUCAC